Messenger RNA from Pungitius pungitius (ninespine stickleback), 4042 nucleotides. Its product is annotated as KIAA0586 ortholog. Gene Ontology annotation, cellular component: ciliary basal body; centriole. Gene Ontology annotation, biological process: smoothened signaling pathway. NCBI's taxonomy places the organism in Eukaryota, Metazoa, Chordata, Actinopteri, Perciformes, Gasterosteidae. The record is from RefSeq and is a predicted model, not a curated record. The coding region runs from base 249 to 3863 and encodes 1204 amino acids. The transcript is spliced from 26 exons.
UUUAAACUCUGAACCGGAAGUCGAACGCGCGUUGUUUAUUGUUGUCAGCAACCGUUGCUGUUUGUCGCGUGUUCCUUUCUCUGAUUCUUUAAGGGGUAUUUGAACCCCACUUUGCCGCCGGAACCGGCCUCUUUCCACCAGAACUCUGGUUUCAACCGUCCAGAACUCUUCGGACCCGGAUGCUGUCGAAGCGGGAAGUCUGAAAUCGGAGCAGAUCGCGCGUGUUGAAUCGAAGUUAAAAGCCCCGGAUGUUGGGUCAAGUCGGUCCUGAUGAGUCCGUGUUGAUCCGGUCCGCCCGGGCCCCGCACCCGGUACCGGGGCCGCUCCGGAUGAGCGACCAGAGACUACGGAGCGUUACCGAGAAACUCCGACCGAAGCCGGAAAAGGCAGGUCCUCCGCGGGCAGCAGGACCCUCUCAACCCGGUGAGCUUAUUGAUCCACUAGACAGAAUGAAGAGACCUGGACCACCCAAAGACAUCAGAGAGCCCAGAAGAAGACCGCCCCCAGCAGCAGAGUCCAGUCCAGGGGGGACACAGGGAGACCAGCAGCCUGGUCACGACCUUUUGACGUCCCGCUUCCAUCCUGGAGGUCGGGGAGUCGUCUUCGCGGCUCUGAAACAACGUUCUCACAGCGCCCCCCACAGGAGGGAGGUCAAAGUGCAGCUGUUUGACCCUGGGCCACUCAGGACCAGCUCCCAACAUGCAGUGGGUGUGGAGUGCCGGAUGGAGGCGGGGCCUCUCUCUGGUUUCCAUAGAGACGCCACCAACGCUUUCGUCAAGAGGCCGCUGCUGGAGUCUUCCCUUAAUGUGGUGACAGACCCUUCAUUCGUGACCUCUGACCUCACAGCGUCAGGUCAGACUCCCCGUCUCCAGGUCACUCACCUGGACUCGGCAGCUGGCGUCCUCAGCCACCAUCAGCAAAGCUCCCUCAAUGCCAUGGCGACCGGCACAGUUGCUAUGGCAACAACCCGUCAUGACCAACGGCCAGAGCAAACCAGAGAUGGAUCAAUCGUUUCCACGGUUACCCUGCCACCUGCAGGGAGUCACCUGCAUCCGUCAACCAAUCACAGUGAGGGGACGACAAGGAGAGCCAAUGAGACACUGAGGGAAAUGGGACGUUUGAAGACUGAACUGAAGAUGCUACUGAGAUCAGAAGACUCUCUGAAGACCACCACAUCUGGACCAGACCGACACCAGUCCCAACAAACCCAGUCCCUGUCCCAUCAAGGUCCUUUCCAACCAAACCAGACCCGUCAUUGUCAGUCACGGUCCCAGCAGCACUUCCAGUACACUCCGGUCCAGAAGAAACCUGUGGUUCUAUCCGCGUUGGAGGAGGCAGGUCUGGUUCUCCAUCGGGUGCGGAGACAGAAGAAGGUUCUGGAGGAAAACCUGGAUGCCCUGCUGAGAGCCCAAAGCGGAGAGGUUCUUCACCUCCAGCUGGACGCACUGGCAGCUAACAGAGACUGGAGGGAGGAGGUCCGGAUCAAGAAGACUGUGGAUGCUUGGAUCAAUACUUCAACCAUCCAGGAGGAGACGUCCUCAGGGUUUGCGAUGACAUCACAGCAAAGGGCCGCUGGAAACUCCGCCCACACAGGUCGGGGGAGGCCGGGGAACGUGCUCAGAGCAACAGGAAGUGAGCGUGCGGGGGGGAGAGGAAGUCGGGGACAGAUGCCGGGGGCGGAGCCUGACUCGGCCACAGGUGAGUCGUACCUGACUCGUUUGUACGGCCGAGCUCCGUAUGAAGGUCUGAGGCGGACCCUGAAGAAGAGUCCGUACCUGCGCUUCAGCUCACCUGUCUCUCGGCUCAGCAGAAAGCCCCGCCCCCGGCUGGUGGAGAGCGUCACAGGUGUGAAGGUGAAGUCUCGUAAGACUCAGACGUCACCUGGGCGACCUCAGGACUGUGACAUCAUCAGUUCCAUCCCCCUGACUUGUGGUGACCUCACAGAAAGCCCAGCAGUCAGAGGCUCCGUUGCCAUGGCGAUUCCAUUGGGACGUCCCAGGACAGACUCGCCCUCCGUUGCUGAGCAUCGACAGGAAGUGACAUCGCCACCUGUAGCUCCUUCUGCAUAUUGUGUGGUUGCCGCGGACGACAGAGCGUCUGAGCCACAGAGGGUGGAGCAGCUGGAGGCCCCUCCUCCUCUUAACAUAAUUGAGAACAAGAGUGAAGAAGAGGAGUUCAACGAGGAUGCCUCUCCUGGAACUGAAUUCUUGUCUGUGGCGGAUGUCGUACAGAAAGAGCUGAGCUUCGAAGGUGAGGAGGAGGUGCAGCUGGAUGGAGGUCCGUCUCCUCCUCUGGUUCUUUAUCAGGGUCCAGUCUUUCCUCCACAGAUAAGAUCCGUCCUGCAUACGACAGAUCAGGUCUCUGUGCAGGACCUCGAUCUGCAGAGAGACGUCCUCGAGAACCGGCUGGUGGAAUGGGUGCAGCAGCAGCUGAUGUCUCGCAUCAUCUCAGAGAUGUACCCACCCUCUCCUUCUGAUCCCGGCCAGAAGGGCCCGGCUGACCAAUCGGAGUCCACGGAGCAGAGCGCUGCCCCAGACCCUGUAGCGGCAGCAGGAGGUGGAGGUUUGCAGCUCUUCGUUGACUCCAACAUGUCAGUGAACUCGGCUCUGAUCCGUCAGCUGGUUAGUGAGGUUCUGACCGAGCAAGUGGCCCUGCUGCUCGGACAGAGUGACUUACUGGACCCGGAACCAGAGCCACCGGAACCAGGUCCACGAUCCCAUAAGGAGGAAGAACUGGUUCCACUGACUCCUGCACCAGUACCGACACCUCAGCAUUCCAGCAGAGAGGCCACGCCCCCUCCCUCUGAACCAACCAGCAUGCUGAAUGACGAGUCUCCUCAGCCAAUCCCAGCCGCAGAGCUUGUAGCCGCACCCACCUCCAGCCUAGAGCCCGCCCCCUCUGCAGGAAGUCCUCCUGCUGUCCAUGGAGGAAGUCCUUCUGCUGUCCAUGCAGGAAGUCCUCCUGCUGUCCAUCAAGCCCCUCCCCCUCUGUCCUGGGAAAAUGUUGAGCUGCCAUUGGAUGAGGAGAGACCAGAGGAACACCUGGAGACACGCUCAAAUCUGCUGGUGAUGUCAGUAGCAGAAGAGGAGCCUCCUUUCUUCUCCCCUGUUCCACCCCCCUACAUUUCCCCUCCUCCCUCCCCCGCUGUUCUUCCUCAUGGUCCUGAUCCCAGACCAGAGUCUCCUCUUCCUCGUGGUCCUGAUCCCAGACCAGAGUCUCCUCUUCCUCGUGGUCCUGAUCCCAGACCAGAGUCUCCUCUUCCACGUGGUCCUGAUCCCAGACCAGCAUCCUCCUCCAGCUCCUCAGAGGAGUCCUGCAGCACGGUGACUGCAGAGACGGAAGCGGCACUGAAGCACAUCUCAGAGGGAGAACUGCUCCUCUGUGUCCACCAGCUGGCUGCCACGGCAGAGGACGUCUUCAGUUUCUCCAGCUCUCUUCAGGAGAUACAGGAAAUGGACUUUGACCCCUCAAGUGAAGGACAGGUCAGAGGUUGUGACUUGUGGAAGUCUAAAAAGGGCGCCAGAAGGAGGGAUCAUGGGGAGGAGGUGAGGCAGAGCGGGACUGAACAGGACAGCAGCUGUUCACCUGGACAGAUCCGUGCAGCAACCAAUCAGAGCUCAGUUGCCGUGGGUGACCUGAUGGCAGAGCCAAUCAGGACUCUGACCUCUGAGCUCCAGACCGACGGGUCCUUGUCUCCUUUGUCUCCUCCUCACCUGGACGACACACCUACUGCAGCACAGAGCGGAGUCAUGAGGGAGGAGGUCCACCUGCCCUUCAUCACACGGGAGGAGGAGGAGGAGGAGGAGGAGGAGGAGGUCAGUGUAGCAGCAGAAACAAACUCCUCCACUGAUGACGUUUUCUAGAAAACCUUCUUCGGCCUCAUCGUCGGCUGAUGAUGUCACAUCGACUUUUCUCUCUUUUGUGACCUUUGACCUCAGUUCAGCUGAAUACAUCAAGUUUUAUUUUUCAGCGGGUUGUGAUGCUUUUGUGGUCUGAUUUCUUUGAACAACCGUGAAAAUUAAACUUUGUUUCAUGAAAUAUA